Cuscuta campestris is the source of this 1058-nucleotide messenger RNA. Lineage: Eukaryota; Viridiplantae; Streptophyta; Magnoliopsida; Solanales; Convolvulaceae. The record is from the annotation of a GenBank genome assembly.
GGUUGAACCGGGCCGAUCUUUCUUCAAAGGCUUUAUUUACAAGAAAGAAAAAACAAGACAUUCCUCUCUCCCACCCGAAUACCCGAUUCCUCGAACUCAUAAACCCUAACCUCCUCAAUCCGACACCAAAGCAGCAGAUCACGACGACGAGAUUGUUCAACAAUGGAUCAUCGUCCCCAAUCUUCCAAUGAUGGAAACGCCAACCAAGACCAACAGAAUCGCCGGCUAUACAACCCUUACCAAGAUCUGCAAAUCCCAACACAGGCCUAUUUUCAGCUCCCUACGGCCCCCGAGUUUCUCUUUCAGGAAGAAGCCCGCGCGCAGCGCCGAUCUUGGGGUGAAAACAUCACCUACUACACCGGAAUCGGGUAUCUCGGUGGAGCCACCGUCGGUGCCGGUAAAGGAUUAGUGGACGGCGUCCGAGCUUCUGAGCCAGGCGAGUCGAUGAAACUCCGGGUCAAUAGAAUCUUGAACGGGUGGGGUCACGCGGGGAGGAAAUUUGGGAACCGUGCUGGUGUGGUUGGGCUGCUUUAUGCUGGGAUGGAGAGCGGAUUGGUCGCUCUGAGAGAUACCGAUGACAUCAUCAACAGUGUGGCGGCUGGAUUGGGAACUGGCGCGCUGUACAGAGCUGCAUCGGGCGUGAGGUCGGCCGCUGUGGCCGGAGUUAUUGGCGGCAUGGUGGUCGGACUGGGAGUUACCGCGAAACAGGCAAUGAAACGUUACGUCCCCAUCUGAGUGUCAUGCUUGUUCUGUUUCUUGGUGGUGUGUGUGAUGAUCCUUCUUAUUUGUUGCCCUCUGUUUUGGUAGAACUAGACAAAAUUUUGGUCAUAAAUUUGCAGAAUUGUUUUCUCUUUUCAUAUUGAAUGGAUCAACCAUGUAGCUUGGGAGUGAAAGCUGCAACCUUUACCAGAAAUUCAUCUGUGAUGUAAUGGAAUUUAACUGCAAAUGCUUUAUAAUAUUAUGUUUAUUGCAGAACAUUAUAAGGUUAUUUUGUCUUAGUGGCAAGUUGAGAUAAAUUACCUGAUCAACAAGUGCGUUAAUAAUAUCUUUCUAAUAUC